GGAAAUUGACAGACACGUGUYGCAGACCGACUUGGAGCCUCAGGUUUAAACGUGGUCAUGUUUCUCCAGUAUUAUCUCAAUGAGCAAGGAGAUCGAGUCUACACACUGAAGAAAUUUGACCCUAUGGGACAACAGACCUGCUCAGCCCAUCCUGCUCGGUUCUCCCCGGACGACAAAUACUCGCGACACCGAAUCACCAUCAAGAAACGGUUCAAGGUGCUCAUGACUCAGCAACCGCGCCCUGUUCUCUGAGGGUCCCUUAAAUUUCAUGUUUCGUCUGUCGCCUGCUUCGAAGAAUCYGWAACCCAACCACCCAUGCCCUUUGGAAUCCAGUUUUCUCCGAUUGCCUUUGAUCAUGCUUGUAUGAGGCCAUCAUGGUGGCAUCCUCUUUAAAGGGAACACGUUUUUCAUAUUUUGAAUUAUUGCCACGUUAUUAAAAAUAAAAUGAUUUGAAAGAG
Molecule: messenger RNA, 458 nt
Organism: Urocitellus parryii (Arctic ground squirrel)
Lineage: Eukaryota; Metazoa; Chordata; Mammalia; Rodentia; Sciuridae
Gene: Nop10
Product: NOP10 ribonucleoprotein
Biological process (GO): rRNA pseudouridine synthesis; positive regulation of telomerase RNA localization to Cajal body; snRNA pseudouridine synthesis
Cellular component (GO): box H/ACA snoRNP complex
Molecular function (GO): snoRNA binding; telomerase RNA binding
Source: RefSeq, a predicted model, not a curated record